UUGCAAGUCCAAGAUCUGGUCUCUGUCGGCGACUACGCUGCUAGCUUGACUUCCAGCUGCGGGAAAUCGAACUCAUUGGAUUGGCAUCUGGAUUUGAUUCGGAUUGUUGUGGGUUCCAUUCAAGCUAGAAUCACUUUUGGCAAUAAAGCCCGGAAGAGGGAGGGGAAGCCAUUCAGUCAGUAUGCUUCUCUGCAAGCAAGGAAGGGCGUUAGGGUUGGUUCGGAUAAAAGGUCCCAACCGGUAAAAAGCGGAUUUGGAGAUAGCGGAGAAAGGGAUUUCCCCAUAGCCGACAGUGCUAAUGUUCCGAUUGGAGGCAACUACCGGGAUUUGACAGAUAUUGGAGAUGCAUCAACCCUUCCUACUUCGGUACACGGAACACAAACCCAAUCGAUAAAGAAAAAGCAGAUCAAAGACUUAUCCUCAAUAGUCAUAAAGGAUCGUAGGCGAUCUAAGGUUACCGACUUCAGUCCUGGGCCCGCCGCUUUCUUGAUUCACUCCAUGACUAAGGACGCUCUUUUCUACGCUUUCUUCAACAAUUCUAUUUCUUAUGCUAUUUCACUCCCUUCCGAGGGUUAG
Messenger RNA from Striga asiatica, 576 nucleotides. NCBI's taxonomy places the organism in Eukaryota, Viridiplantae, Streptophyta, Magnoliopsida, Lamiales, Orobanchaceae. The record is from the annotation of a GenBank genome assembly.